This is a messenger RNA of Cordyceps fumosorosea ARSEF 2679, 747 nucleotides long. RefSeq lists its product as hypothetical. NCBI's taxonomy places the organism in Eukaryota, Fungi, Ascomycota, Sordariomycetes, Hypocreales, Cordycipitaceae. The transcript has 2 exons. Bases 1 to 747 code for a protein of 248 amino acids. The record is from RefSeq and is a predicted model, not a curated record.
AUGUCCGACAAGAGAUCUGAGGCGCUUUUGAAGAUGAUCGCAAACCUCUCCUACGACUGGGACAGACCGUUUCCCUUCUGGUACUUCACCGGAAAGAUGGUCUCCAAGGCACGGUUUGACGACCAAGAUCAGCUCAAGCUCUUCAACGCUACUCGAGUGAUGACUGAAUAUAUUGCGUUUGAAAACACAGCCAUUUCGGAUCAAGACAAAUCCAAACAUACCGGGAGAGCCGUGCAGGUCGUUGAAAUCUACUUCUCAAAGCCACAGCCGGGGAAAAACUUCAAGUUAACCUGGAAACCGGCUAGAAGCGUCAUCUCUAGGAGCGUUCAAAGGCCGUCGCGGCUGACAGCCUUGAUGGAGGGCGUCCCCUGGGCGAGCCCGUCGUCUCUUUUCGAAGCACUUGACGUCGAUCCGUGCCAAAUUCCCCACGAGACUCACCAACAAGUCUUGGCUCUCGCAGCCGCCUGGGUACUGCUUCACUUCCUGGUUGUCUACGCGUCCACCGAGCGAUGUACCAACACGUUGCUCCCAAGCACCCGGGCGGCGCUUCUACUAAGCGUCCCACCGUUGCUCAUACCGCACGAGUACUACGCCCUUGGCAAUAAUUGGGGGAUUGCCGGUCUCAUCUUGUGCAUGGUUUACGGGCGGCUGUGUCAAUGGGCGGUGACCUUGGGCGCGCAAGCCGAGUUCUCCAACGAGUACGUAUCAUCCGCGAGUACCCGUCCCCUAGCUAACAUCGACGUCUAG